This is a messenger RNA of Microsporum canis CBS 113480, 405 nucleotides long. RefSeq lists its product as hypothetical. The transcript is spliced from 2 exons. Gene Ontology annotation, cellular component: nucleus. NCBI's taxonomy places the organism in Eukaryota, Fungi, Ascomycota, Eurotiomycetes, Onygenales, Arthrodermataceae. Gene Ontology annotation, biological process: translational initiation. Gene Ontology annotation, molecular function: RNA binding; translation initiation factor activity. The record is from RefSeq and is a predicted model, not a curated record. Bases 1 to 405 code for a protein of 134 amino acids.
AUGGGUAAGCCAAGGAGGAAGAUACUAGCCACGGCGGAAGACACCCUCUACCCGCCAACUGCACUCGAGGAGGGCCAGACAAUCGCUCGAGUCGUCAAAGCGACGGGAAACAACAUAUACUCCGUCGAGUUGCCGUCCAGGGAAUCGAUACUGGUGGAGCUUCCUGCCCGUUUCCGAUCUACCAUAUGGAUGAAGCGAGGCACCUUUGUCGUCGUCGAUUCCACUGCGCUAGAGGAGCGAGAUAACAAACUCGCCGGCGAGAUCGUGAACAUAGUUAGGGAUGAUAAGGCGUGGAGAAAAGCAACCUUCUGGCCAAAGGAGUUUGUUAAGAAGGUCGUGGAGCACAGUGACGACGAAGAGUCAAUUGUUGGGAAACUUCCUCCUUCAGACGACGAGGAUGUGUGA